ACACCAAAAAUAGCAGCAGCGAUUUAGACGAACACUAGGGCGAAGCUUUCUGUUACUCUUCCUAUUCGUCCCUGUCAGUUCCCACCAAUCCUCACUUCAGACAUUUCGAAUCAUUUUCUCCAGCCGCAUCCUGACUUGCGUGGCCGUGUCGAGUCGACUCGCUUCCAGAACUGGGGCUGCCUCCAAUUCACCUCUUUUCCCCUAUUUCUCGAGCUUCUCAAAUCUGAAGCUCGUGUCGCCGCCGAACUGGGGUGUGGAAGACUUAUUUUGUUUCUUUCUUUCUCUCCGAACUUCUCAAAACUAGGAAAGCACGUUGUUGCGGUGAAAGGUUACGGCUGCCACAGUCCAGGUAACGACUUUUGAGUCGAGUCGAAAAUCACUUCGGUGACUUUGUGACUUUCGAGGUGAGGCUUGAAAGUCACCCCGAAAGCACGUCAUUGCGGCGUUUGGUUACUGCUGCCACGGUCCGGGGAGGCGAAACGCGGGCGUGUUUGGCGUGUGGUGCUCGGGACGUGAACGAUUACCUACGUGCGACGCCGCGUUAGCAACGUUGAAUCCCAGUUCCUCGUCCCUGUUGGGACCUGCGUUUGAGUCGACUCACAAGUAGCUACGUGCGACGCCGCGUUAGCAGUUGAAUCAAAUCCCACUUCCUCGUCCCUGUUGGAACGGCGGCCGAGGUCCAGUGGGUGACGAAUGUCGAGCUAGCAGCGCGAAGGACACUUCCGGGAUAUCGUGGCUGAGCGUUUCGGAAGAACGAGCACAUAUUCUUCCAGGGUAGCGUUUCCUUUUUUUUCCUUUUUUUUUUUUCCAGGAACGAUAGAGCCAGCAGCGCUAGACAGUUAUUUCCGGGAUAUCGUUGCUGAGCGUCGUGGCCUCAGAGACGACUCAGAAGCCACCUCGUUUCCGAAGAACGAUACCGGAUUCUUCCGGAUUCUUCCGCGUUUCCUCGUUUUCUCGCAAUCUUAGUGUUGAGUCUAUAGAGCCGAGCCGAGGAUGUCCGAUUCUGGUCGCAGUGAAGGGGCAGGCGGAGAGGGGAUGCAGGCUGAUUCCCCUCUUCCUUCCUCACCUGACCCGCUUCCUCCGUCCGCUCAGCAACACCAGCAGCAGCAACCAGAUGCCCCAGCAGCAGCAGCAGCAGCAGGAGCAGCUGCAACAGGCUCGGCGUCCAAACCUGCAGUUGGCUCGGCGACCGAGCCUAGACCGUCGAAGCGGCCGUCAAAACAUCAGGUGGUGGAUCCGAAGCUUCAGCAGGAGAUCGUGGCGCUGAAGCUGGCGCACCCCGUCCUCACCAGCGCUCAUAUCGCGCGCGCGGUCUCUAAACUAUACGGCGUGCUGAUCAAAGAGUCGCAGGUGGAGAUGAUCAUUCUCAGAUCCGCUGUAGGCCAGUCCGUUAAGGACGACUGGACCAAGUGGAAGCGUACGCGUUAUAAGAACGCGCCGCUGGAGGAGGCGCUGGUGCGGUGGGUGCGGGAGACGAGGGAGAGGGCGGACUCCGACCCGGCGAAUAUAAUCAAAGGGGUUAAAAGGCGUUUCAAGAUUAUUGAGAUCCAGGAGCAUGCGAUGAAGUUAGGACCGUCGUAUGGCGUGCCGGCCGCCUUUAAGUACGGCGGGGAUUGGAUUAAGAAGGUUCUAGAGGAGAACGGCUUGAGUAAGAAAGGAGAGGAGAUGAAUAGGGAAGGAGGUGAAGGGUCGGGCGAGGGUGGUGGAACCAGUGCAGCAGGUUUUGGGGAAGGCAGCAGUGAAGGUUUGGACCGAGGCGGGAGCCCAGGCUCGGAAAAGCCCAAGCCGAAACGGGGUUACGGUCGGAACGAGAUUCCCUUUGAGCUCCGGCUUCGGUAUGAGAUUGCUGUGGUUAAGCGCGCACGGCCGCACUUAGAGAAUAAGGUGAUUGCCGCUGCUAUUAGGGCUAAGUACGGAGUGGAAAUGACCCCGAGGGCGAUUAGGAAGAUUGGGGAGGAGAGUGAUAAGUGGUUCAGGCUGGCUGCUGGGGCGGUGGCUGAUCCGGAGCAGUCCAGGAUGGAGGAGGCUUUGGCGGAGUGGGUGAUUAAAGAGGAGGAGACUGAAAAGAGGGAGGUUACUCGGGAGGAGAUUAUAGCGAAGGCGAAGGAGAUCGGGCCGGGGUUUAGACUGAGGAGGGAGUUUAGGUACGGGAAGACGUGGGCGACCGGGUUCAUGAAGAGGUUUGGGCUGCUGCUGCUGUCGGAGACUAGUACCAAGGACGAUAAUAACGAGGAUGGGGGAGGAGAAUUUGUGAAUCUGCAGAUGCGAGCGGCUGACCGCGCUGCUAGGCAGGUUUUGCACGAGACAGCAGCGGCAGGAGGCUCAGGUGCAGCAGUAGCGGGUGCAGAAACGCACACAGAAGGAGUGGGAGGGGAAGGAGGGGAAGGAGGGGAAGGAGGGGCAGGUGGGGGAGGUGUGGGAGGAGGGGAAGGGGAAGCUGGAGGUGGUAUGAGUAGCCCCGAGCCUGAGUACGGGGAUGCAGGGGAAGGGGGUUCUCCGAGGGUAAAUAACCCUUGGUCUGCGGAUAUCUUGACAGAGUUGUACAAAGAAGAGGGGGUGACCCCAGCUGGUAAAUCAGCGCCUGGUGAAGGGGAGAGAGGCGUGGAAGGGGAUAUAGUGGGAACAGAGGAAGGGGAAAGGAGUGGGGAGGGCAGAGGAAGUAGGAACGAUGAGGAGAGAGGGAAGAGAGUUGGGGAGAUUCCUAGGGAGCGUGGCGUAGGGGAUAUGGAUAGGGACACUGAAGGUGGUAGGAGUGGAGGCGAAGAGGGGGCGCAUGGAAAGAGGGCAGGGGAAGAUGCAGUAGAGAGGAGGAGGGAAGGAGAAGAGGGGCCAGAAGUUGGAAAUCAAGCUGCAAAUUACGCUGCUGGUGAUGUUGAUGCUGGUGUUGGCGCUGCUGCUGCUGAUGAUUCUGAUGCUGAUAAUGAUGCCGCUGAUGCUGAUGCUGUUGAUGCGGACAUCCCCGGUAGCGCUGAUGCUGCAACUGCUACAGGGAUGAGAAGGAGAGGCGUCAAGCGGGUGAGGUGGGAGGACGAGCAGCAGGAGGGGCAAAGCGAGGAGGGGGGGAAGAGGAAACGAUGGGAUGGGGAAAGGCAUGAAGACGGUGGUGAGGGGUUGGAGGGGGUUGAGGGGGAUGGUGAUGGUGGUGAUGGUGGUGGUGGGGACAGGGGAAUGGCUGUUGAGCGGGAGAACCAAAGGGAUGCAGCACACACUGCAGCACGGAGUGCAGUCAGAGAGGCCUUCGGCACUAUUAUACUGGACGAAGGGGAGGAGACGGAGGGAGGCGCGAUGGUGGAGACGAUCGUACUUGACGACGGGGGGGAAACAGAGGGAGGAGGUCGCCCUAAUGAUCAUGCACGCACGGGCUCUCAUGUGGAAGGGGAAAUACAGGGGGGCUCUGAGGGCUCUGGUGCACACACGGAAUCUGGAGCGUUUGGAGCGUGCAAGGUCGCUGGUGCACACAACAAGGGUGCAUCCGCCACCGCCCCAGCCACUGGUGCAGCCCUUACCGCACCCGCCUGCGUCUCGUCUCCCUUCCCUAUCGUCCUCGCCCUUGCCGCGCCCAACGCUCCUGUUGGUUCCGCCACGCCGCACCCCACAAACGCCCUGUACUCUUCCCUGGCCCCGCAGCCCACAAACGCCCCACAACCUGCAGGCACCCCUCAACCCACAAACGCCCCAAGCCUCUCUGAAACUCUUCACCCAACGGCAAACCGUCGCACCGGUUGGCAGCUGACAGCGGGUCAGAAGCGGGCCAUCUGCCUCGUGCUCCGGGCAGUGCCGAGCCUGCGCCGAGCCUCCCUCGCGGAAGCUGUCCUGCAGGCUUGGGGGGUGAGCCUGUCCACUCAUACUGUACGUCACAUUGCGGAGCAUCGUGAUUGGUGGAUCAGGAUUCCGAGGGGGAAGGAGGAGGAAAUGGGUAAUAGAAAAAAGGGCGGGAGGAGGAGUGACAAAGGGGUGGGGAGGUGUGCGAAGCUGGAGGAGGCUCUGGGGAGGUGGGUUGAGGAGAUAGGGGCGGAAGAGCUGGUGAGGAGGGGGAGGAUCGAGAAGGGGAUUCUGGUGCUGAAAGGGAAGGAGGGGGGUGUGGAGGCGGAAGGGGCGGGUGGAGAAGGGGGAGGGGGAGGUGGAGGGGGAGGUGGAGGGGGAGGUGGAGGGGGGAGAGGAAUGGGGCAGGGGAGAGGUGGCUCUUCGUCUGCAUUCCUGACGCUAGAGAUGAUUGUUGACAUGGCUAAGAAGUUAGGACCGUCCCUAGGUGCGCCUCCUGGCUUUAAGUAUGGAGAAAGAAAGAAGGGAAACAACUGGGCACGGAAGUUUAUUGAGCGGUAUAAGGGGAGGAAGAGGAAGGAGGAAGAGCAGGCUGGGAGGAAAGGAGCAGGGGAAGGAGCAGGGAGGCGGGAGAAAGGCAAGGGAGAGGGGGAGGGGGAGGAGGAGGAGUGGGAUGAGGGGGAGGAGGAGGCGGAGGAGGAGGAAUGGUCAGAUGGGGAGUAUUGUGAUGAUGACGAGGAUCGGGAGGAAGAGAGUGAGGAUGGGGACAGCAGCGAUGAUGAUUAUAACGAGGAUGAGGGGGAGGAUGAUGAUGUGGUGGAGGUUGUAGGAGGAGAGGAGAAGAAGCGAGGGCGGAGCCAAGAGAGGGGAGGAGGUCAGGAAUCGGAGCAGGAAAGAGGUGGGAAGCGAGGGAGAACCACCGCUGCUACAGCGCCAGGAGGCACCCAAGCUCUUCACGAUCCAGGAAAGGUGGGAAAAGAGGGAGAAGGGAAGGAGGGAAAAGAGGGAGAAGUUGGAGAAGAGGGAGAAUCGGACCUGUAUGCGUUGGAGAAGUGGGCGGACGAUGCGGACGUCUCUAGCCUCAUGCGGAGUCUCUACGGAACUGACUGGCUCACCGAGUAUCCCCGCCGCAAGGAUUCUCUCCUCUGCUUCCCUGACCGCACCUCCCCUGAACUCGCCUCCCCUCAAAGCACGCCUCCUCCAACAAACACAUCUGUACGCCGGGCGGGAGUGUCGAGUGGUGGUGGUUCCUGGGCAGAGGGGCUCACAGGGGGGCUCACCGGUUACCGUUCCGCGCACCUCGACCCCCCUCAAGGCACUCCUCCAGACACGUCUGUGCCCCAGCACAGACCACUGGGCGGCAGCCGUGGGACGUGGGCGUACCUUGACCCCCCUUCACCGCUGCCCUCCUCUGCUGCAACUACAUUGGCCUCUGCUCUUGCUGGUCGCCGCGUCACAAGAAGCCAGGCAGCUGCUGCAGGAGCAGGCUCAGCUGGUAAUGCAUCCCCUGAUCUGAGCUCCCAGCGGCUGAUUCUGCCCCACCUGCCAGUGGGCUUGUCCCCGCAACCCUCACCGCAACAAGCAGGCCGCUCACCCCACCCCCUCCCUCGAGCGUCUGACUUAGCUGGUCAGACGCAGCCUGCUGCUUCGACUGCUGCUGCUGCACCUGCUGCCACUUCGCGUGCUGCUACUGCUGUUGUCCCUGCAGCAGGAGGGAUUGCUGAGACUGCUGCGCUGCUUACAGCACUUGGCUAUGGUGGGGGUGGUGCUGGUGCUGGUGCUGGUUUUGGUAAUGCCGGUUUGCUGGGUUCACUGGCAGGUGUGAAUCCACAGCAAGCCCGAGCACCAGGUAACCCGCUGGUGCAACUGCUUGCACUCUUGGCCGCACAGGGAGCAGGAGGGGGUGCUAGUGGUGCUGGUUUUGGUAAUGCAGGUUUGCUGGGUCUACUGGCUGGUGCGAAUGCACAACAAGCCCAAGCACCAGGUAACCCGCUGGUGCAACUCCUUGCACUCUUGGGUGCAACAGGAGCGGGGGGGGGAUCAGGUGUAGGGGGCACAGCAGGGGGAGCAGGAUUAGCACAGGGAACAGCAGGAGUGGCAGGAGGAGCAGGAGUGGCAGGAGGAGCAGGAGGGGCAGGCGGGGCAGGCGGGGGGAGGAGGGAGAGGAGGGCGCGGGAGAAGGAGAGAGCGAGAGAGAGGAAGAGAAGGAAGGCGGAGGAACGGGCUCGGAGGAGGGCGGAGAGAAGACGGGGUGAGAGUGACCGAGGGGAAAGGAGGGAUGAAAAGCGGGGGUUGGAGGAAAGGUCAGGUAAACAAUGCGUGCCCUUUGACAGAGCGUGGAAUGUGCUGGCCACCGGGGGUAAAGGGAGGCAGGAGGAAGAUCGGGCCACAGAGAGAGGCGGAGGAAGGAGUGCGGGGAAGGUGGGCGGCAGAAAGCGGCUGGCAGAAGUGAUUGAGCUCUCAGAAAGUGAGAAAGAGGAGGGAGGGAAAGGUAGAGAGAGUGAGAGUGAGGAGGGGAAAAGGGGGAAGAACGAUGGAGGGAGAAGAGGAGGAAAGGAGCGAGGGAGAGAGGAGAGACGAAGAGGGGUUCGGAAGGGAGACCGGGAGGAAGGGCGGAGGAAGGGAGGGCGGAAGGGAGGGCGAGCCCGGAUCACCACCCACUCUAGUGACGUCAAUGAUGACGAUGAUGAUGAUGGUGAUGAGGAGGAGGAGGGAGCAGCGGGUGGAUCUCCCGCAUUGAACAGGGCAGCACUGGCGGGCGCUGCUGCCCUUGGCAGCAACCCAGGCCAGACGUUUGCUCUGAUGGCGCAGGCCGCCUCGCAGGCUGCAUCUGGGGCGGGCUUGCCUCUCCCGGCGUCAGUCACGCCUGAAAGGGCCGCGGCUGCUCUAGGUGCUGCCGUGGCGGCGGCCGCCGCAGUGGCGAGAGGCGAGCCCCCCAAUGUUGCUGCCUACAACGCCGCUGCCGUCACACGUGGGGGGGGUGCUGCUGGGCUGGGUGCUUCUAGGGACGGGACUGGCGCUUUUAGGGGUGCGUCGGCUGGCGUUGCUGGGGUGGGACCUGCAGGUCUGGUCCAGCUGCUAAAUGCACUAAGUGCUGGUGGAGGGUUAAACGCUGGUGGAGCAGGAAUGGGACCCUAUGGAGCAGGGAAUGCGGGUGUGGGUCAGGCUCUUGGCCUGUUCCCGCCUGCCCCUCUCUAUGCUGGAUUCAGCACUGCUUCCACUGCUGGGGCUCAGACUGUUGCACGCUUCGGUGCCCCAGGCUUCAAUGCCCCAGGCGUUAGUGCCCCAGGCUUUAAUGCUGCACGCUUUAAUGCUGCUGGUACCGCCAAUUUGGAACAUUUUUUUACGCAGCAACAGCAGCAGCGUCAACCGCAGCAGCAACAACAGCAGCCGCAACCGCAGCAGCAGCAGGAGCAGCAGCUGCAGCAACAGCGGCAGCAGGUUCAGCAGCAGCGGCAACCGCAACAGCAGAAGCAGCAGCAAAAGGAACAGCAGAAGCUGGUGCUGGUGGAGCGGCAGCAGCAGCAGCAACAGCAGCAGCAGCAGCAGCAGCAGCAGCAGCAACAGCAGCAGCAGCAGCAGCAACAGCAGCAGCAGCAGCAGCAGCAGCAGCAGCAGCAGCAGCAAGGUGCAUCUGGUUACAGAGCGUCCCUUCUGCAGCAGCUAGAGAAGAUGCACCUGCAGCAGCUGAACCACAUAGCUUAUCUGCAGUACCAGCUGCAGCCGCUGCAGCAUCAGCAGGUGAUGUACCCAUUCCACUCGCAGCAGCACUGGCAGCGCGCGCAUCUAGAGCAGCGCUUGCAGGAUGCCCAGCAGUUCGCAGCACAACAAGUGAGAGAGAUGCAGCAGCUUAGGGCGCAAAUUGAGAAGACGCAACAGCCGCAGCAACAGCAGCCGCAACAGCAGCCAACUGCUCCACCAACUGUAAAUGCGUCUCCUUCAAGUGUUACCCGCACUGCUCCUACUGCUCCUGCUGCUGCUGCUGCUGCUACUGCAGCCUCAAAUGCUGCUCCUUCUGCUGCUGGUAGUGCUGCCGCUACUCCUGCUUCUGGGUCUGCUGCUUCUUCUGCUCCUCGGGUUGCUGCUACUUCUCUUGCGUCUGCUGCUUCUGCUCCUGCUCCUGCUUCUGCUUCUACUCCUGCUCCUGCUUCUGCUUCUGCUUCUGCUUCUGCUUCUGCUUCUACUCCUGCUUCUGCUUCUGCUUCUGCUUCUGCUUCUGCUUCUGCUUCUGCUUCUACUCCUGCUUCUGCUUCUGCUUCUGCUUCUGCUUCUGCUUCUGCCUCUGCUAUUGCUGCUGCUCCAGGCAUUGCUGCCACUACUCCCGCUUCUUCUGCUGCUGCAGAAGCUGCUCCUGCUGGCAUAAUCCUUUCCGCUCCAAAGCCUGCUGCAGCUCUUGUUGAUGCUGCUGGUGGUGAUGCUGGUGGUGAUGCGGGUGGUGAUGCUGCUGGUAAUGCUGGUGGUGAUGCUGGUGGUGAUGCUGGUGGUGAUGCUGCUGGUGAUGCUGCUGGUGAUGCUGCUGGUGAUGCUGCUGGUGAUGCUGUUGGUGAUGCUGGUGGUGAUGCUGCUGGUGAUGCUGGUGGUGAUGCUGCUGGUGAUGCUGCUGGUGAUGCUGCUGGUGAUGCUGUUGGUGAUGCUGGUGGUGAUGCUGCUGGUGAUGCUGCUGGUGAUGCUCCUGCCACUGUGUCAGGCCCCUCAGGGUCGGUUCCACUUGCUGUCGUUUUUGCUGCAGCGGCAGCUGCUGCGGGUGCACAGCCUGAACCGUCAGAGGCCGAAAUCGUAGGUGCUACAGCCGCAGCUGCUACAACUGCACCUGUAGCUGCUACAACUGCACCUGUGGCGGUUACAGCUGCACCUGUAGCAGCUGCAGCCACAUCACCCGAAUCAGCAGAGGCUGGGAUCGCUGCUGCUACAGCCGCAUCCGCAGCUGCCGGGCCUGCGGCUGUAGCUGCUGGAACUGCACCUGUAGCUGCAGCAACUGCAUCACCCGAAUCAUCAGACGCUGGGAUCACUGCUGCUGAGGCUGAUGCGGUCGAAAGCACAAUCAGCAAGAUAAUUGAACAGAAGGUUUCUGACACACCUGCAGCUGCUACAGCUGGUGGGGAUGUGCCUUCGGCUGCUACAGCUGGUGGGGAUGUGCCUGCGGCUGCUGCGGCUGACGGAGAUGUGGCUGUGGCUGCUACGGCUGAUGGGGAUGUGACUUCAGCUGCUAUGGCUGAUGGGGAUGUGCCUGUAGCUGCUACAGCUGAUGGGGAUGUGCCUGUAGCUGCUGCAGCUGAUGGAACAAGAGAUGUGACAGCAGCGACAGAUGAUGGGUCAAUGGAUGCUGCUCCUGAUGGGGAUGUGCCUGUAAAUUCCACAGAUGCUAAGGAUGUGGCUGCAGCUGCUGCAACUGAUGGUGCUACGGGUGACGGUGCUGCAGAUGAGGGGGAAGGAUUCAUUUCACCUGGGCAUGUGGGCCCCACAGAACACGGGCCACAGGAUGACAUGGCUGUAGAUGGAGGCCGAGAGGGCGCUGCAGGCGAUGGUGAUGGCGAUGGUGCUACAGAUGAUGGGACAAAGGAUGCUACAGUCGCUACAGAUGAUGGGAGAAGAGACACUGCGCCUGAUGUUGGCCCUGCAGGACACGCGGCACAUGAUGCCAUGGCUGUAGAUGGAGGGAGAGAGGGUGCCACAGACGAUGCUGCUAUGGAUGAUGGUGCUGCUGAUGAAGGCGAUGGGGCUACAGGCGAUGGGGCUACAGGCGAUGGUGCUACAGGCGAUGGGGCUACAGAUGAUGGGACAACAGAUGCUGCAGCCAGUGCAGGUGAUGGGACAAGAGGCAUUGCAUCGGGGCAUGUUGGACGGCCUACAGAACACGGGGCACAGGAUGACAUGGCUGUGGAUGGAGGUAUUGAGGGUGCUACAGCCGAUGGUGCUACAGCCGGUGGUGCUACGGGUGAUGAUGCUGCAGAUGGUGGUGCGGCUAUGGAUGUCGGCAAUGGUGGGGUUAUGGAUGACGCGAUGGAUGACACUGUUACAGAUGGUCGGACUAUAAAUGACGCUGCUACAGUUACUGAAACAGGAUCCCAAACCAAGAAUACUGGGGCAGAGGGUGGACCGGUCGAUAAACCAGCAGAGGAUGGGGCUAUAGGUGUUGCAGCAGAGGUUGGGGUUACAGAUGUUGCAGCAGAGGGUGGGGCUACAGGUGUUGCAGCACAGGGUGGGGCUACAGAUGUUGCAGCGGGGGAGAGGGGGGAACAGAGGUGAAAGGUGAAUGGACUUGCCACUCUACACAAAUCAGAGAUGAGCUAGACAUUGUAUGCCUGACUCAGGGGAAUCCUGUUAGUAUUUCGCAUGAACCGAUUGAGCAUGUUGUCUAAUGGAUGUUGAAGUAUAUAUUUCAAUAUAUUUUUGUGUAGGCU
Closterium sp. NIES-67 is the source of this 10163-nucleotide messenger RNA. NCBI's taxonomy places the organism in Eukaryota, Viridiplantae, Streptophyta, Zygnematophyceae, Desmidiales, Closteriaceae. The record is from the annotation of a GenBank genome assembly.